CAGCGUCUUCGCAAUCCGGCUAAUACGGGUCUUUCUUUCUUUGCGGCGUUCCGCUGCCAUACCAGGAAAUCUUUAAAGCGUUGGUCUUUCCAUCCCGGUUUGGACGGAACCCAGAACUCAAUUCGCCGAAGCCGCUGCUCUCCGUUUUAUAUUCGCCUUUCCAACACGCUACCGCCAAAAGGAAAAGAAGGAUCCGAUAACGAGAGAGGGAGGGAUGGUUCCCCUCUUCACACAGAGCCAUCAUCACUUCCUCGGGCGCUCCUUCCUUUCCCCAAGAUCCCCCGGUGGGUCGCCGUCCCCUCGCCUUUUGCCUCGCCGCGUCUCGUGCCGGACGAUGGCGUGCGAGCCCGCGGACGCGUUUCGAACGGUGAGGCCGGUCACCAUCUCCUACCCCGAGCUGCAGGACAAGAAAAGGGAUUUGUCGACCAAGAUCGAACAAGGAUUAGGACCCAAUGGACUUGGAAUCCUUGCAGUCUCUGAUGUGCCCGGCUUUCCUCUGUUACGUCAAAAUCUCCUACAUCUUGCACCCAGAGUCGCAAACCUACCUGAUGAUGUAAAGAAAGAGCUUGAAGACCCAGACAGCAGGUAUAGUUUUGGAUGGAGUCAUGGGACAGAGAAGCUAGAAUCUGGUAAAUUUGAUACGUUUAAAGGAUCAUAUUAUGCCAAUCCAAUCUUAGACAUACCUACGACGGAUGGUGCUGUUUUAUGCAGGUACCCAUCAUUUUGUCGACCCAAUGUAUGGCCUACCAUUUCUUUGCCUAAGCUGGAACAAGCAUUCAAAAAUCUUGGACAGCUGAUGUUGGAAGUUGGGCUCAUGUUGGCAUAUCAUUGUGAUCAAUAUGUGACAAAGGAGAUGACAAAGUAUGACAUUGAAGGACUUGAGCAGAUACUUAGGCGCUCCAGGUGCCACAAAGGUCGUUUAUUAUAUUACUUUCCGAGGCAACUGAGUGAAUGCACCGGAGAUAUUCGUUCCAUGUCCUCGUGGUGUGGGUGGCAUACUGACCAUGGGUCACUCACAGGUCUUACUUGUGGCAUGUUCAAGAGCAAUGGUGUAGAGAUCCCGUGUCCUGACACAGGUGCUGGCCUUUAUAUUAAAACACGAAAUGAUCAAAUUGUCAAAGUUGUGUUUGGAGAAGAUGAAUUAGCAUAUCAAAUUGGUGAAACAACUGAUAUAUUAUCAAAAGGCCGUCUUUGUGCUACUCCACAUUGUGUACAGGCACCUAAUGGUGAAAAAGCUUUUGGUGUGGAACGUUCGACUUUUGCUCUGUUCAUGCAACCUGACUGGGAUGAAUGUCUUAGAUUUCCUGGAGAGAUUCAUCAUCAUCGAGAGUUGAUUCCGCCAAAUGGGACUCUUACUUUUGGAGAUUAUUCUGAAAUGCUCCUUAACAAGUAUUACCACCAAAGGUUGUAAGGGAAUAUCACAAUAUUUAUAUGUAUCUUUACAUUUCUUGUACAUAAGUGAAUUUAAUAAUUUAUACUAUAGAAAUAUUUGAUCUUA
Messenger RNA from Elaeis guineensis (African oil palm), 1498 nucleotides. RefSeq lists its product as uncharacterized. The record is from RefSeq and is a predicted model, not a curated record. NCBI's taxonomy places the organism in Eukaryota, Viridiplantae, Streptophyta, Magnoliopsida, Arecales, Arecaceae.